Molecule: messenger RNA, 3241 nt
Organism: Onychostoma macrolepis
Lineage: Eukaryota; Metazoa; Chordata; Actinopteri; Cypriniformes; Cyprinidae
Gene: arl13b
Product: ADP-ribosylation factor-like 13b
Exons: 11
Coding region: 864-2108 (414 amino acids)
Biological process (GO): receptor localization to non-motile cilium; non-motile cilium assembly
Cellular component (GO): motile cilium; non-motile cilium; ciliary membrane
Molecular function (GO): GTPase activity; GTP binding
Source: RefSeq, a predicted model, not a curated record
UUUGCUGUGUCUCCGUCCACAGGAGGCGCUAUUCACAGUUAGGUCAAGUUUAUUGUAGCUGUUGCCAAAUGAAUGUUUUCUGUACUGAUUUUUUUUUCGGGCCGCAUUUAACCGACACAGUUCCUUUUUUAAGUGCCUUUGUGUAAAAUUUUAAGCUCUAUGAGUAAAGCACAUGCAAAAAGCUUCAAAGAAUAGUUUUAUACGUUUUCCCCCUCAAAAUUUCACUAUACUAUAUAAUUUCUAAACACUUGGCAACCUCGACCCUCGACGUAAUCGCGGCUGCAGCCAUAGCAGCCAGAUACAGCUUGGUAAACAAAGCGGACAGCUAGCGAGCUAACUGUAAUGCCAAUACAUUUUUUUUUUCUCUCGCAAAAAAACGUUCUAAAAUUGAGAGUAAAGCAUUUGCGGGGACAGUUUCAAAACGGUAUACAUAGUUAUUAUCUAACGAUAUUUUCUUUCUAAUGGCAUAAUAUGUAAUUUAACAGUUUCAUGGAUCGUAUGUAGCUAACCAGUUGCUAACUGGUUAGCCUUUCAGUGAGGCUGCAUUGAUUUGGGUAACGUUAGAGAGCAAAAUGAAACUAAACUGUAUGGUCAAUAUGGUAAGUGACCGUCUGCUAAUUAGAGGAUGUAUCUUAGCUGACCAUUUUUAGUUUAUUUCGUCCCUUAAUUCUCUAAUAAAUAAAAAAAAACAAAAUGUCUGUAAUCAAAUCUUUGCGAAUCACUCGGAUAGGCAGAUAAAAGCGUGCUAGCAGAUAACGGGUUUAUUGAAAACACGACGAAAAGAAAAUCAGCCAGGAACGUCAGUAAUCAGCCAAAACGGCUGUCAUGAAAUAGUAAAUCCCAGUUCAAGCACUUGGGGUGAAAUGUUCAAUCUGAUGGCGAACUGCUGCAACUGGUUGAAACGGUGGAGAGAACCUGCAAGGAAGGUGACAUUAGUAAUGGUUGGACUGGACAAUGCUGGAAAAACAGCUACUGUCAGAGGAAUCCAGGGAGAAAGUCCUUUAGAUGUAGCACCUACAGUGGGCUUCUCAAAGGUGGACCUGAAGCAGGGGAAGUUUGAGGUCACAAUCUUCGACCUGGGUGGCGGUAAGCGUAUCCGUGGCAUUUGGAAAAACUACUACUCUGAGUCUUACGGAGUGGUGUUUGUUGUGGAUUCCAGUGAUGUUCAAAGGAUCCAGGAGACCAGAGACACAAUGGCUGAAGUUCUCCGGCACCCUCGUAUUGCAGGCAAACCUGUAUUAGUACUGGCUAAUAAACAGGAUCAAGAUGGGGCAUUGGCUGAAGCAGAUAUCAUUGAGACCCUGUCAUUGGAGAAGCUUGUCAACGAAAAUAAAUGCCUCUGUCAGAUUGAACCCUGUUCUGCAGUGCUAGGUUAUGGUAAGAAGGUUGACAAAUCCAUCAAGAAUGGCCUUAACUGGCUCCUGAAUAACAUUGCCAAGGACUACGAGGCAAUUUCAGAGCGUGUGCAAAGAGAUACAGCUGAGCAGAAGGCUCAAGAAGAACAAGACAAGAAGGAAAGAGCAGAAAGAGUCCGGCGGAUCAGAGAGGAGAGAGACAGACAGGAGCGAGAAGAAGCAGAGCGAGAAGGAAGGGCAUCGAAAGAGGAACAUCUAGAUGAUGUCGACAUGCCCAACCCUUUCCAGCCAAUAACCAAUGUUGUUAGUGAGAAUGAAGACAGACUAAACAAAGAGAAAGAGAUGCAAAGACAGAGAGAAAAUGGCCAGCAGGGCAGUGUGCAAGAACAGACAGUCCUUCAAGAAGAGGAUGAAGAAGAAGAGGAGGAGGAUGAAGAGAGCGAGAGACAGACCCCGGAGAGCACAGAAUCAGGAGCAGUGGACCAGAACAAAAAGAAAACUAGGAAAUUACGAUUGAAACGUAAGCACAGAGUCGACCCUCUCAGAGUGGAAGAAGCAACACCCAAAAGCCCAACCCCUCCUCCUUUACCAGUUGGAUGGGCUACUCCUAAAACUUCUAGGCUCCCCAAACUUGAGCCUCUUGGAGAUACAAGACAUUCUGCAAGCCUCAGCCACAUCCUUCCUGUACAAUCAUUUGUCAACAGAAAUACAACAACCAUCCACCUUAAUACUGUGCCUAAUAAAUGCUACUAGCAUGAUCUCCUUAACGCCUCACUUGCUGCACUGUGACUAAUAUUUCUAUGGCAAACCUCUCCCACCUGUAGCAAUUAGGCAGAGGCCGAACAGCGAUACUCAUGAUGUAAUUUCCUAACACUACCUCUGCUUCCCCCCUGACUGGUUUACAAUUCUCAAGGGUCCCAACCAAUCAAAGUAUUGUUUUGUUCUUAUCUUCAAGCACGGGCAGUGUAGCAAACUACGCAGAUGAAAUUGCCCAGAAGCGAGGAACUGAUACCCAAUCGACAAACCCAGACGGAUCACAUGACCUCAAGCACCUAUUGACUGGUGGUCUGCAGAAGCUGGGGGACAUGGACAUUAAUGUUCAGAUAAUGUGCUCAAAUUUCGAACGGUUCAACAUUUUGAUGUCUUUGGAGCCGUUUGUCUUGUUUUAUCAAAAUUCUUAAAAUCAGUAUUAACAGACAUUUAAAACUCAGUUGAGACUUCUUUGUCAAAAAUAUAUCACAGACCUAUUUUUUAAGAGAAUUGAAAUGUAUGUAAAUACAUAAGAGUUUAAAUUUGUGUACUUGAAAUUGUACAAACAUGUUUUUAUGGUCCACAUGCAUAUCUUAAACUCAUAUAAUGUGCAGUUGAUUGUGACACAGUUUGCCUUUUAAAUAUCAGAUGGUCUUUUUUUCAGCAGCAUUUCUAGGUUUAUACACUACGCUGUCUUAAUUUUGAGAACGACAUUCAUACUCUCAAAUAGCACCAGCAACAGAUACAGAGAUCGUGAGAAAGUGAACUUUUGAAUGUGAUGGGAAAUGUUUGUGCAAGCCCCACAUGUGGUACAUUUUGCUUUAUCGGGGAGGAAAACAUUUGCCAUCUUCUGAAAGAUGAUUUACUGUAAAUGUAACAAUACUCAACAUCCAAUAUAAGUUCAUAUUUUAAUAUAAGAUGUCAUUUAUUGUAAACGCUGCUUUCGUAUUUAUUUGAUGCUAUUGCCAUUUUUAUAUUUCACAUUGUUUGUUUUGUUUUGUAUUUUACCCCACACACUAAUAUUUAGUUGAUGAAACGUUCUGUGCAUCAUCCAGUUUGCUCUGCUUUCGGUACCUGCGCCUUUUGUACCCAGUUUACACUCAAUAUGAAUGUCAAAUAAUAAAAAAAAAAAAGUA